UUUGAAAAAGAAUUCCCGAAAAAGGCAGGAGAUAAUUUCACGCCAUGCUGUAACGCACGUUACGAUCUGUCAAAGUUUGACAGCGUGUGCACUGCAUUAGCCCGUCGCAGUUUAUCCGGCUGCAAAACUGUCAAGCUGUAAUACCAAACAACUUCGCUCGAUCGCUUUUUGGUAGAUAAAAAUUACCACCUUUUGCUGUGUAUUGUUCGUAUAGUUUAGCAGUUUUUAGCGUAGCCAACACGGCCGGUCCAUUAUGGACGCGAUGGACAACAAUUUGGAGCAACAAACCAACGGUACAAUGGUGCCACCACCACCGAUCCCACCGGCAGAAAUGCUGAUGGGCGGUGGUAUGCCAGUAGAAAUGGUCGAUGGUGGCGGAUGGCCUGUACAGAUGGUUCCGAUGAUGCAGGACGACCAUCUAAACAUGCAACAAACGGAACUGGCCGAACUAGAUCAGGAAGAUCAGGAGGAGGACGAAGAGGAAGAGGAGGAACGCGAAGACUUGCAACAGUCGCCGGUAUUGUCUCCUCCGCCUGCAUUGAUGUCGCUGGAGGUAGACAAUCCCGACGAAAUGGCAAAAAAACCUUCCGAAUUGGUACUGCCAAAAGCCCUGGAGGAUGUGCUAGCAUUGAAGACGAUUCGCGCACAGGAAUUAGGGGCGGAAGAAACGUUAGUUGCAUCGGGUGUCGUGCUACCGGGUGCUUACUUAGAAUCGGAACCAGUAAUGGAUUCCGAGGAUGAAAAUGUUAACGAACCGAGUGCGGCUGAUGCGGAAGGAGACGAUUCCUCCAUGCUCGGCGCAUUUUCCGACCCCAGUCAAACACGUUUGGAAGAAAAGCAGGACAAAAACAGACGCAAGAAGAAACGGAAGAAGGAAAACCGAAAAGCCCGACGGGUACAAAUGCAAAAAACACAUGAAGAACGGUUACAACAACAGCAGCAGCAGCAGCAGCAGCAGCAACAGGAACAACAACACAAGUACCCGGAUAAAAUAAUGAAAACGCAACAUUCAAAGCAUAAAUCAACACGUUCGAAAGAUCCGGCACAGGAUGCAGCUAACGAGGAAGUGGAACAAGGUGAGGAAGAACGUAUGGCUACGGAGCCUGAUGUGUCGGACCCGAACGAGGACGGCGAAGAGAAGGAGACAGCGGAAACGCUGAAAACGGUUAACGGCGAUCAAGAGAAAAAUGGUGAAACAGAAGAGAUGGAAGAAGCCGAAGAUGAUCCGCGUACAAACGGCGAAAAGGAAGAUGGGGAUGAAGAAUCGGUAGUCCAAGCGGGCAGUGAAGGAAAUGAUAACAAGGCACCGGCAUCAAAACAGCCGAACGAAUCGAUCAGCACCGAGGACGAUAUCUUGAAGGACGUGGAGAUUGAGUACGUACCGGAAAAGGUAACCAUCGCCGAUCUUGGCCCGAUGUAUCGACAGUUUUAUCGCGUGUUUGAAAUAUUCAAACUCGACACCAAGUCAAAGGAAACGGUAAAGAGUACGGAAGAGGCGGACAAAGAGAAGGCAGCUGCCGAGACGAAAAAGGUGGACGACGGGCUGGAUUACGACUACGACGAUAUGGGCGAUCACGAUGAGAAGGACGACAAGGAGAAGGUGUCCAAGCGCAAGCUAAAGAAAUUGAAUCGCCUGAGCGUGGCCGAGCUGAAACAGCUGGUAACGCGGCCCGAUGUGGUCGAAAUGCACGACGUAACUGCGCGCGAUCCGAAGCUGCUAGUGCAGCUGAAGAGCCACCGGAAUACGGUGCAGGUACCGCGGCAUUGGUGCUUCAAGCGCAAGUAUCUGCAGGGCAAGCGUGGUAUCGAGAAGCCACCGUUCGAUCUACCGGCGUUCAUAAAGAAGACCGGAAUCAUGGAGAUGCGCGCCUCGCUGCAGGAAAAGGACGAAGCGAAGACGCUCAAGGCGAAAAUGCGCGAACGGGCCCGGCCAAAGAUGGGCAAGAUCGAUAUCGAUUAUCAGAAGCUGCACGACGCUUUCUUCAAAUGGCAAACAAAGCCUCGCAUGACGAUCCACGGCGAUCUGUACUACGAGGGCAAGGAGUUCGAGACGCGCCUGAAGGAGAAGAAACCGGGCGACCUGUCGGAGGAGUUGCGCAUCGCGCUGGGCAUGCCGAUAGGGCCGGCCUGUCACAAGAUCCCGCCACCGUGGCUUAUCGCCCAGCAGCGGUACGGGCCACCGCCGAGCUACCCUAAUCUUAAGAUACCGGGUUUGAAUGCACCCAUUCCGGAGGGAUGCUCGUUUGGCUAUCAUGCCGGCGGAUGGGGUAAACCACCGGUGGAUGAAAGCGGCAAACCGCUGUACGGUGACGUGUUCGGUGUGGCCGGAAUGGACGGAGAGGGUGGUAUGGGCGAGGAAGAAAUUGAUCGGACUGUAUGGGGCGAGCUGGAAUCGGAAUCGGAAGAGUCGUCCGAGGAGGAGGAGGACGAGGGCGAAGAUAUGACGGCACAGCCAGACGAAAGUGGACUGAUCACACCAGCCGAAGGACUCGUGACACCGUCCGGUCUAACCAGCGGCGUCCCGGCAGGCAUGGAAACACCCGACACGAUCGAACUGCGCAAGAAGAAGAUCGAAAGUGAGAUGGAAGACAAUGAGACGCCAGUACUGUAUCAUGUGCUACCGGAGAAGCGAAACGAGCGCAUCGGUGCGGCUAUGAUGGCUUCGACACACGUGUACGAUAUCUCCGCAGCCGGUGGUGGUGGUGGUGGUGGGCCUGGUGGUGUACCAGGUGCUGGUGGACCUACAGCAGGUGCCGGUGGUGGCCGUGCUGCUGGCCGAAGCGGUGGUCCAGUCGAUCGCGAAGGUAUGGUCGAACUGGCGCUCGAUCCAUCCGAGCUUGAUCUGGACAAUGAGGCCAUGGCGCAGCGAUACGAGCAACAGAUGCGGGAACAACAGAGCCAUUUGCAGAAGGAGGACCUUUCCGACAUGCUGGCGGAACACGUGGCCCGGCAAAAGUCGAAACGGAAACGACAGCAAACCGACACAACCAGCAAACAGUCGAAAAAGUACAAGGAGUUCAAAUUCUAGAAUCCCUGGCGCCGGGUCGGAGAGGGGGCUCAUCGGAAGCGAUCUUCAAACUACCGCAACUGUCAUACCUUUUUACCACUUCCUGUCCCGUGUCGAGUGUCUGUUCUCCUUUUAGUGUAUGCUCCGUUUUUUGCAAUAUCCGCCGCUGUGGAUAUAGUUCCAUUCUAGCCCAGUCAGGGAAUUAUGAUUCAAGUGAGGCAAGGUGAAAUUUAACAUUAGAAAUAAAUUACUACAUUUCCUUCGUAUGUCCUCUGUCCCUACCAGCGGAGGGCACUGACGUGAAA
Messenger RNA from Anopheles funestus (African malaria mosquito), 3312 nucleotides. It is a transcript of the gene Sf3b2, whose product is annotated as splicing factor 3B subunit 2. Gene Ontology annotation, cellular component: precatalytic spliceosome; catalytic step 2 spliceosome; U2-type spliceosomal complex. Lineage: Eukaryota; Metazoa; Arthropoda; Insecta; Diptera; Culicidae. The transcript is spliced from 2 exons. The record is from RefSeq and is a predicted model, not a curated record. Gene Ontology annotation, biological process: mRNA splicing, via spliceosome. The coding region runs from base 254 to 3028 and encodes 924 amino acids.